UUCGUCGCUCCUGUCAUAUUUUAUAAGAGGCUUCGUUCUUCUGACUAUCCUUACCUUGUUCUUUCGCAUCCCACAUCCGCACCAUGUCUCUUCAAGAAAGCAGUACAUCAUUGCCUGUUCGCAAGUCGAAGUCGGUGGAGGCACACCCUCUUGCCCCAUUGUCAGCACAGGAGAUCCAAUCAGCAGCCUCAUUGAUUCAGAAGCAAUGGCCAGAGAACACGGAUCUCCAAUUCAAGGUCCUCACUCUUGAGGAGCCGGCGAAGGCUGAGAUGAUCCCCUAUUUGGAGGCAGAGUUCCAGGGUCAAGGUCUUCCCAGCAUCGAUCGUAGAGUGAUGAUUGCAUACUAUAUCCGCAAGACUAACAAGCUACACGAAGCCAUUGUCAACCUGACGACAUCGAGCGUCGAGAGCAACGCAAGACUCGGGCCCAACGUACACGCCGCAGGAGAUGGAGAAGAGAUCUUGGACAUUGAGAAGUUGGCCUUGGAGGACGAGGGUGUACAAGCAGAGAUUGCCAAGUUACAGCUUCCCGAGGGCACCGCUGUUGUCUGCGACCCCUGGAUCUACGGCUCUGACGGUGUUGGUGACGACGAGCGCAUGUACCAAUGCUUCUUGUACAUGCGUGACCCCAACAACACUGAUGAACUCGACUCCAACCACUAUGCCUUCCCUCUGGCCAUCUCCCCGGUUCUCAGUGCCGAUCAACGCAAGGUCAUCCGUAUCGACAUCAUGCCUACUGGCAAGGACAACACCAUCAAGCCCACACAGCCCUGGAAGCCUGUUCCUGCCAACGAGUACAUCCCAGAGGCCCAGAACCUGCGCACCGACUUGAAGCCUCUGCAAGUCCUUCAGCCCGAGGGUGCCAGUUUCAGCGUCACUCAGGAGGGUACUUCCCACACUCUCGAGUGGCAGAAAUGGUCCUUCCGCGUCGGCUUCAACCAAAGAGAAGGCAUGGUUCUGUACAACGUCCGUUACGAUGGUCGCAAUGUCUUCUACCGUCUGUCUCUGUCCGACAUGUCCAUCCCUUACGGUGACCCUCGCCACCCCUUCCACAAGAAGGCUGCUUUCGAUCUUGGUGAUGUUGGUGCUGGCAUCAUGGCUAACGACCUGAAGCUGGGAUGCGACUGCCUCGGUUCAAUCCAGUACCUCUCAGGACUUGUGUCCAACGACAAGGGUGAGGCUGUCGAGAUGCCCAACGUCAUCUGUGUCCACGAGCAAGACGGCGGUAUUGGCUGGAAGCACACCAAUUACAGAACCGGCCGUGCUGCCGUCGUUCGCAACCGUGAGCUUGUUCUCCAGAGCAUCAUCACUGUUGCAAACUACGAGUACAUCCUGGCUUUCAUGUUCAACCAAGCAGGUGAGAUGACCUACGAAGUCAGAGCUACUGGUAUUCUUUCAACUCAGCCCAUCGACGACGGUAUCAGUGUUCCUUGGGGUACUGUCGUUCACCCAGGAGUCCUCGCCACUCACCACCAGCACAUCUUCUCCCUUCGUGUUGAUCCUGCCAUUGACGGCCACUCCAACCGUCUUGUCUAUGACGAGGCCCUUCCCAUGCCUCGCAGCGACUUCAACCCUCACGGCACAGGCUACUAUACCGAAGAAACCAUUCUCUCUCAAUCAGGUGGCUACGAUCUUAACCCCGACACUAACCGCACCUUCAAGAUUCAGAACAACAAUGUCCGCAACCCCAUCAACGGCAAGCCUGUCGCCUACAAGAUCCACGCUCCCACCUUCCAAAAAGGUCUCGCCGACCAAGACAGUUUCAACUACAAGCGUGCCGAAUUCUCCGCCCGCAACAUCUACGCUGUCAAGCACCGCGACGGUGAACUCUACGCUGGUGGAAGAUACACAAACCAAUCUCGCGGCGGCACCGGUGUUCGCAGCUGGGCAGACCGUAAGGACAACAUUCUCGACGAGGAUCUCGUUGUCUUUGUCCAAUUCGGCAUCAACCACGUUCCUCGCAUUGAGGACUUCCCCGUCAUGCCUUGUGAAAUCAUCAAGGUGUCGCUCAAGCCCGUCAACUUCUUUGACAAGAAUCCUGCUUUGGAUGUGCCACCAAGCACUCAGGAGUUCAACAAGAGCACUUUGCUCAGUGAGACGCACAAGCAACCUACUGUUGAGGGAAUUGUUGGUGCUUCUGGCGAUGUGUGCUGCAAGACUACCACUGGUAGCAAGUUGUAAAUUUCUCGUGUUUGAUGACAGAUGACGAUAUCACGAUAGUUUGGGAAACAUGUAGAAUGGGGGUUGUUUGCAUUUGCACAUACUAAAAUCUGCUUCACUUCUUUGCCUCGUAC
This is a messenger RNA of Aureobasidium subglaciale EXF-2481, 2293 nucleotides long. RefSeq lists its product as uncharacterized. The record is from RefSeq and is a predicted model, not a curated record. Lineage: Eukaryota; Fungi; Ascomycota; Dothideomycetes; Dothideales; Saccotheciaceae. Gene Ontology annotation, biological process: amine metabolic process. Gene Ontology annotation, molecular function: primary methylamine oxidase activity; copper ion binding; quinone binding. Bases 84 to 2180 code for a protein of 698 amino acids. The transcript has 2 exons.